Messenger RNA from Rhodamnia argentea, 1412 nucleotides. RefSeq names its product syntaxin-121-like. Gene Ontology annotation, molecular function: SNAP receptor activity; SNARE binding. Gene Ontology annotation, cellular component: plasma membrane; SNARE complex; endomembrane system. Gene Ontology annotation, biological process: vesicle fusion; exocytosis; intracellular protein transport. NCBI's taxonomy places the organism in Eukaryota, Viridiplantae, Streptophyta, Magnoliopsida, Myrtales, Myrtaceae. Bases 151 to 1155 code for a protein of 334 amino acids. The transcript is spliced from 2 exons. The record is from RefSeq and is a predicted model, not a curated record.
GAUCUUGCAACACCCACGCUUAUAACAUCCAAGAGUUUUCACAGGAACACGACGAACCUUCGCUUGUCAAUUCGUUCCGUCAAUCAACGCGCGAAAUCCCAAUUCGUUGCCCGUCGAGAGCGACCCGGAACGCCGCACCACCCGCCAGCCAUGAACGACCUCUUCUCCGGCUCCUUCUCCCGCUUCCGCGGCGACCGGUCGCCGCCCAGGGCCGCCUCCGACCGCCGCUACGACGUCGAGAUGGCUGCUGCGGAGGCGACGACGGCGGCCGCGGCUUCCGGCGGGGUCAACCUGGACAAGUUCUUCGAGGACGUGGAGUCCAUCAAGGAGGAGCUGAAGGAGCUGGAGUCGCUCCGCCAGAGGCUCCAGUCGUCGCACGAGCAGAGCAAGACGCUGCACAACGCGAGGGCCGUGAAGGAUCUCAGGUCGCGCAUGGACGCCGACGUCACGGCCGCCCUCAAGAAGGCCAAGGUCGUCAAGGUCCGCCUCGAGGCCCUCGACCGGUCCAACGCCGCCAACCGGAGCCUCCCAGGCUGCGGGCCGGGAUCCUCGUCGGACCGGACCCGGACCUCCCUGGUCAACGGGCUGAGGAAGAAGCUGCAGGACUCGAUGGAGAGCUUCAACGUCCUGAGGCAGCAGAUCUCGUCGGAGUACAGGGAGACCGUCCAGCGGAGGUACUUCACCGUCACCGGCGAGAACCCUGAUGAUAGGACGCUCGAUCUGUUGAUCUCAACAGGCGAGAGCGAGACCUUCUUGCAGAAGGCCAUUCAGGAACAGGGCAGAGGGAGUGUCUUGGACACGAUACAGGAAAUCCAGGAGAGGCAUGAUGCCGUCAAGGACAUGGAGAAGAAUCUUAAGGAGCUGCACCAGGUGUUCUUGGACAUGGCCGUGCUGGUGCAGUCUCAGGGCGAGCAGCUGGACGACAUCGAGAGCCAGGUGGGGAGAGCCAACUCAUUCGUGCGAGGCGGGACCGAGCGCUUGCAGACCGCUAGGAAGUAUCAGAAGAACACGCGGAAAUGGACAUGUUAUGCCAUCAUAAUUUUGCUAGUGAUAGUUUUGUUUGUGGUGCUGUUUACCGUGAAGCCAUGGCAAAAAAAUAGCAGCGGCAGCAGCAGCCAACCAGCACCAGCGCUAUCGCCUCCACCUCCAGCUUGAGGUUCCUUGGGUUUUUGGUUGAUUUAGUGAUAUACAUAUUGUUCUACGGCAUUGUAUUUUUGACACUCAAGGCUUCCCUGUUUAAAUUGAUUGCUUUAUUUUUUUCGCCUUCAGUUGUAUGAUAUUGGAUGUGGGUUAGCUCAUCUUUUCGUUGAACUACACUCUGAUUUUCAUUCAGUUAAUGGCAAAUGUUUGAGUGAUUUGGGAGGAACUUGACGCCAAUUUUUAUUUGAGCUACAUCCUUUGCAUUUUCGAAA